Closterium sp. NIES-67 is the source of this 3827-nucleotide messenger RNA. Lineage: Eukaryota; Viridiplantae; Streptophyta; Zygnematophyceae; Desmidiales; Closteriaceae. The record is from the annotation of a GenBank genome assembly.
CGUUGUGCAACUCCUCGAAUCCCAGCGCCCCUUGCACUAGGCGAUCCCACUGCUCCCACACGCCAUCACCACUCACGCCACAUGCCAUGCCUCCUCGCCUGCCCGCGUUAGCAGUCGUACUUUCACGCCACCGUCACCUCUCCGCGCAUUCCGCGCACACGCGUCCAGCAUCUCCUGCGCUCUCCGCGUGAUGUCUCCUCGCGCCACUCGCUGCUGCGCGCACCGUCCCUUCCCGUAGUCCUCUCUCCCCUUCCGCCUCUCGUUCCGCGCAUGGCGUUCGCCUCACCGCCGCCCGCCAACAGCACGUGUGGCGGGGGCGAUGGGGCGGAGCGGGCGGCGCGGGCGCGGCGUGGGGGCUGCAGUACCUGUGGAACGUGAGCGCGGCGGGCGGCGCGUGCUGCGUGGCGCUCUUCGCCGCCGUCAAGCUGCGCGCCGACCACCGCCUGCCGUCCGCCACGCACGCGUGGCGCAAGCUGCGCGCCGUGUGGCACGUGACGGACGCGCAGAUGGCGCUGCUGUGCGGCGCGGACGCCGCCGACUACCUCAUCCUGCUGCGCUGCGUGUGCGCGCUGCUGACGGGCCUGCUGGUGCCCGCCAUGGCGCUGCUGCUGCCCGCCAACGUGCGCGGGCGGGACCCCUGGGUGUGCGACGACCUGGGCGCCACCACCAUCGCGCACGUCGCCCCCGCCGCGCCCGCGCUCUGGCUGCCCGCGCUCUUCGCGCUGCUGCUGCCGCCCGCCACGCACCUCGCCCUCCGCGCCUUCCGCCACCAGCGAGCGCUCGCCCGGGCGGGUUACGCUGCGCUGCACAGCGUUGCCAGGGACGGCGCUGCUGCUGAUGGUGAUCCCUAUGGUGGUACUCAUCAUGAUGAUGAUGACGUGGACAUGACGGCUCAUGACGUGGCAGAGUACACCAUUCUCAUUCGUGGGGUUCCAAAAGGCUUGUCAGCAUGCCCUCAGGUCCUCCUGGAGUACUUCGACCGUCUGUACCCCGGGCGCACAGCCCGUGUGCUGCAUCCGCCCGACAUGGCGGCGGCGCUGGCAGCGCUGCAGCGCGUGGCCGCCCUCAGAGCGCGCCUGGCACACGCGCAGGCCAGAGCCGCACUGCAGGCCGAGGCGGAGGUGCAAGGGGGAGGGGCGGAUCUGGGGGGAGGCAGGGGGGGACAGGCACAGGCGCAUGCUGCUGCGCCCAGAGCUGUUGACGUGGCACCUGUGCACGAGCCACUCAUCUCGUGGAGUGGCCGGCAGGGGCCAGCUGGCAUGCAGAGGUUGGAUGGGAGUGGGGAGGGAGGGAUGGGAGGUGGGAGAGAAGAUAUGGUGGGGGAAGUAGGCGAGGAGGAGGAGGAGGAGGAGGAGGAGGAGGAGGAGGAGGAGGCAGACAGAGGGGGUAUGGGCAGGGGUACGGGUGUGACUGGUGGUGAUGGUGUGGCUUCGUCUCUUCUCGCAUGCUGCCGUCUCUUCCUGCCGCCCCAAGCAGCCCAUUCCGCCGUGCACUGCCUCUGCCUGCUGCCGCUCACCGCCCUUCACUCGCUCUCCCUCUCUCUCUCCCCGCUUCUCGCCUCCCUCCGCACCUCCCUCGCCUCCCUCCUUGCACCCAUGUCCGCUGCCUGGCUGUGGCGGGUGGGGGCGCGAGACUGGGAGGGGGAGGCGCGGAGGCUGGAAGAGGAGGUGCGGAGGGCGGAGGGGGAGGUGCAGCAGGCGCGGAGGGGCAGGGGGAGAGGGGCGGGGGUGGCGCUGGUGGUGUUCCGGGACGCGUUCACGGCGACCCGGGCUUUAAGGGACCGGCUGUGGGUGACCCCCCGGUGGCGCCUGGCGCCCCUCGCCACGGCCUCGUGGCGGGUGGAGCGCGCGCCGCCUGCCGCCAGCAUCAUCUGGCAGAACGUGGGCGGCAGCCGGGCGGCAAGGCAUGUGCGCACAUGGGUGGUGAAUGUGUGUGUGGUGGCGGCGCUGUGCGUGUGGUCGUGCCCGCUGGCGCUGCUGACCGCUGUGUCGUACGCCGCUCACAGCGUGGACCCUGCUGCUGUCGCCCACCUCAACGCCUGGCUCUCAUGGGCGCGCAGCAACAGCGGCGUGGCAGCCGUGGUGCUGCAGUUCGCGCCCAACCUGCUCUCCUUCCUCGCCAUGUACGUCCUCAUGCCCGCUGCGCUGCACCGCCUUGCGCUGUUUGAGGGGCACAUCACGACGUCGCGACAGCAGGCGGCGCUCUUCCUCAAGCUCACCACGCUCUACCUCUUCAACCUCUACGUGCUCAAGGCGCUGCUGGAGGCGGCGCUACAGUCGGCCAUCCUGCACUCGGCGCACUGCUACGUGGCGCCGGCGCACUGCCCGUCGCUGCUGCAGUGGCUCAACACCUCGCUCAUCGCCGCCUCCUCCCUCUCCGCCCUCUCCUUCCUCCUCACCUCCGCUCUGCUCGGCGUCUCCCUCGACCUACUCGCGCCCCUCGCAUGGCUCGCCCCACGCCUGCACCUCGCCACGCGCCGCUGCCUGCGCUGGGUAGGGUGGGGGCGGGGAGGGGGGGAGUGGCAGGCGCAGAGCAGGGGUGUGCAGGGCGGAGAGGGGGGGACCCUGGCCAGUGCGGUCACUGCCUUCAAGGCUGUGGGAGCAUGGCUGAGAACCGUGGUGGGCGGAAGGAUGCACGAGGGAGAAGGAGCGGUGCAGAGCGGUGCUUAUGUGACUUUGCCAGGGGAUGCUGUUGAGGGUAUAUGCGUGAAUGGCGAUGCUGAGACACGUGGAGGACGGCCGUUGGCUGACAUGGCUGAAGGUGCCCAUGGGGCGAGUGAUGAUGAGGAGGGAGGGAGUGAGGGGGGAAGUGAGAGCAGCAGUGAGAGUGACCUGGGAUUGCUCUCUCUGCUGGAAGAGGCAGGUGCAGAGACAGCCACACACUCUCACCUCCUCUCCCCGUCCACUCUCACUACUCCCCUCUCGCCUCCCUCUCUUUCCACCACACAGACGCCCAUAGCGCCACAGUCCAGCCACCCACCGCCCACUGUGCCCCUCUACAUCUACCCCCCAGCCCCAGCUGCAUCCCUACCAGUGGCCACUUCAACAGCACCACAACCUUCACUUUCACCAGCAGCAGCAGCAGCAGCAACAGCAGCAGGGCAAGCAGCCGCAGCAGGGCAAGCAGCAGCAGCAGGGCAAGCAGCAGCAGCAGGGCAAGCAGCAGCGUCCUUUUCUUCCAGACCAGACACAUCAGCAGCGGGGCCAGAGCCCCAGGAUCCGCCCAGGAAGCACCGCCCCCCCCUGCGCUUUGAUUUUGCGCAGUACUACGCGUACAACACCACGGCGCUGUGCGUGGUGCUGGUGCACGCACCCCUGGCGCCCCUCGUGCUGCCCGCGGGGCUGCUCUUCUUCUCCUACCGCCUCCUCGUCGACAAGUACAACUUCCUCUUUCUCUACCGCCACCGCCCCACCCACCACACCAACCACCACCAUGCAGCACCGCACUCAACCUCAUCCCAUCCAUCCCUGCUGCCCCCCUCGGCCCCUGCGCUGGUGUCAGAUGGGCGGCUGGUGCGCGCCGCAGUGGGUGUGGUGCGCGUGAGCGUGUGCGCGGCGCUCACCGCCCUCGCUGCACUCCUUGCAUUCAAAGGAGACCCCGAUAGGCUCCAGGCCAUGCUGCUGGGGUCGGCAUCAUUUGUCCUUUCUGUGAUGUAUGCUGUGGAUGGCCUGGUGCCAGUGCCAGGGAAGGGGAGCGUUGUAGGCGCACGAAGGCACAGUGGUAACCACGUGUUAUCAGAGAGACUGGUCAACAGGCCAACAGCGUAUGAGGUGUACUGGCAGCAAUUAUUGAAUGACGAGCAGUGAUUGCAGAGGUGGUUUGCAGAG